Paramacrobiotus metropolitanus is the source of this 2636-nucleotide messenger RNA. RefSeq lists its product as uncharacterized. The record is from RefSeq and is a predicted model, not a curated record. The transcript has 7 exons. The coding region runs from base 339 to 2018 and encodes 559 amino acids. Gene Ontology annotation, molecular function: zinc ion binding; metalloendopeptidase activity. NCBI's taxonomy places the organism in Eukaryota, Metazoa, Tardigrada, Eutardigrada, Parachela, Macrobiotidae. Gene Ontology annotation, biological process: proteolysis.
AAAUUUAAUUUACACUUUAUCACCCUGGCGAUCGGAAUGUUCUACGAAUGAUCAGAUCUUUAAAGACGCCUGUGUUGACGCGUUUACCAGUUGCAAAAGUCGCAAAUCAGAUGGCGCAUUAUCAAGAAAACACGGGCCAGUUGAAAACUUCCGGUUGAAAACCAGUUAUGUGGAAAACUUCCGGUUGCGAGGAAAGAUCACGGUUCCGUGGUGAAAUCGCACCGCUGGUAGUAUGCCCAGAACUCGCCACGUGCGCAUGCAGGAGAUAGUUGUCCACGUUACUGCUAGAAAGUAGCCGAAGAAGUUUGCAACGCCCGUUCGUCCAUAAGGCCACCGAGAUGUCCUCGGCUUUUUUAAUGGCCGCCUGCGGUAUAGUUUCCGCUAUGCUGCACUGCAUUGUCGUUGCAAGCAAAGGAUUUCCAAUGGAACGAGAAAAUACGGAGGGAGGCGGGUACCGUUUGGUCGAAGGUGACAUUAUUGUUGACAGCGUUCCGGAAAAGGAUUUUCAAAAAGUGUCGAUGCUUGAAAAUGCAAGGAGCGCGGACGACAGUCGCUGGGAGAAUGGCAUAGUUGUAUUCACUCUUGGUCGACACCUUACAGGUGAGGACUUGGUUACGCGAGUUCACGAUGCCAUGGCCAACAUUACCCUGGAAACGAACAACUGCAUUCGUUUUCGCAACAGAAGCAACGAAAACGUAUUCGUGGUGAUUGACUCGGACGGCAGCCUAGGGUGCCGAUCAAACGUGGGACGGCAGAGAAAACAACCGCAGACUGUCUUUCUACACACCGACUGCACGCUCGGAAAUAUCAUCCAUGAACUACUGCACACGCUGGGCUUUUUCCACGAGCACACCCGCCCGGAUCGGGAUAAUUACAUACGAAUACGAAGUGCUAACAUCAAACCCACUCACGUCCAUAAUUAUGACAAGCCCCCUGAAAAGGACACAACGCAACUAGGCCAUCCUUACGAUUUUUCCUCCAUCAUGCACUAUCCGGCGUUUGAUUACGGAGCCGCCAUUAAUACGGGACUGCCAGUCAUGGAGAGCGUGGAUCCACACAUCAGUCUGACCACUAAUACCAGACUGAGUCCGCUGGAUGUGAAGAAAAUAUUGCGUCACUAUCAGUGUGAAGAUCGCGAUACGGAUAUCUGCACGCUCGUCGUGGGUAGCUGUUCAGUCUACCAUAGCACGCUCAAUACAUCGAAUAUGGUUUCCCCUCAAUACCGAAAGUGGCUGGACCGUUAUUCCGGGCUACGGGACUGCACGCGCCAAACGCCGAAGAACGCGGUCUCCGUGUACUGUCAGCCGGGAGCAAAGCCGGAUGAUGCGCGCACCAUCGCCGGCAUCCUCCGGAAUCGCUUAGAAGUGUCGAAUUACACUCUAUUCGUGGUCGAUACGGUGCUCAGGCAGAGUGGUCGAUUCGCGCUGAUCAAAGAUAAAAUUGUCAGUCUCUGGAUUUCCACAUGCACGACGGAUUCCGUGACAUCCCGCUUAAAGCGUAACAACUUCACCAACUUAAUUGAAUUUGGGGUGCACAACUGUAGCCGACAGAGAGUGCUCAGGAAUGAUUUCGCGGGAAACCGUUUACUUCGUCGCAUCGUUUUCCAUGCGACGAGCAUCGCGUUCUUAGAGCGGGACACCUUUGCGGAAUUAAACAACCUACAGGUUCUGCAACUGGAAGAAUGGUGGUUGCCACGAAUACACGGUAAACCGCGAAAAGAGGAGGUUAUUCAUCAGGCCAUCCUUGUGCACUGCAGCUGUGAGUAUCAGUGGCUGCGCGACUGGUUGACGCGUAAACCGGAAUUAACGGGAGCGAAGAAUGCUAACGCAGUGUACCCAGGCAGCCGGGAGCUGAAAGUGGGGGAGAUAUACCUGUCUGUCGACUGUACCAACCCCAGGCUGACCGUUCGCAACUGGGCUAAUGGGCAUGUUACCAGCGCCUCUUACAACUUAGACAGAAAUCCGUUUGCCUUGAAUGCUGCGCGUUGUACAAAUGUAACUGGAGUGUAUCUAAGGUAAUGGCGACCGUUUCCUGUAAUCAGUGGGCAUGGUCGGUGGAUAGUGUGGGUGUUUGCACGAUUCUUGUCCACGGUAGUCUUCUCUUCUCGAAAUGUGCCUCCGGACGCACAGUUCGUGCUCCUUUACGCGUUUAUUUUGUUUGCACAUAAUGUAUGUUUUAUUUAAAACUUUUGUUAGUAAUUACGGACGGAUGAUUUUUUGCACGGUAUAUUUACAUGUGAGCCGACGACUGCAGACUGCAGCUCAUCUGUUUUACAUUCCGAUUUUUUGCAGAUUUAAGUGCAGUCGGAACUGUUUAUUGAAACUUUAUCGGCGAUUCACUUCUAACGCUUCGCGUACAUUCAGCUUGUACACUAUUUAGCUAUGACACAACGACAUUUUUAAAUGAUUAUGCCGCUGCGUGCAUGUUCAGAUUGUGGUACUGUUACAAGAACCUCUCGUCUCAGCAUGCAAACAUGUAAACAUGUAAAUAGCCUCUUGAUGUACCAGAUUAGUAUUUACAGUAUCUCAAGGGUCAUCUGCAUGAUCGUUCUGACCAUAUCCUGCAUUCCUAAUAAGCACUCUUUUGUAGCCUUGAGCUCUUGCGCUCUAUAAGCGCUAAGCACUGUAACUGCCAUG